CUCGGUGGCGUACAAGAUGGGCGAACCAAGCCGACUGAGUGUCACGUACUGCACCAUCCCACCUGUUGCUAUGAUGACUGCUGUGGGAGCGCAUGCACCCAUUGUUGCCGCCUUCCGCAAUGGCCCUCCCGCCGCCCUGGAUGCCGCAGCCGCCGCCGGCGAGACGGUCUCCUUCUCCCACACCACCCGUGGCCGCAACGGAUCCCUCGAGUGCAAGAUGGACGGAUACACGUACGCUGGUACAACGCAAGGCACCAGCGCAAUGGGCUCCGAGUACUACGUCGGUGUGGUGGGGAGCGACGAGUCGAUGACCCUGUACAAGGCAUCGCAUGCGUACGAGGUGAUGCAGAUGCUGGAUGCGGCCAAGGAGAUCGACGACGCAAUGGUGGCCAAGUUCAAGGCCCAGGAUCACUCGGCCCCGAUCGAGUACAUGGACACGCUCGCCGGGCGCGACCGGCUCGUCGCCACCUUUGCCGACCAGCGGAACAAGAGCGGCCUGAUCAAGGCCCGCCAGCAGGUCAUUUCCGAGGACAAGCUCGAAUCACCGCUGGUCGGCAAGGUCCUCGAGUCGGCGCUCGAGGCCAAGGCGCUCGAGACGGCGUCCAAGUCAGAGCUCGACGAGCAGUUCCUCACCCAGAAGCCCAUCCCGCCGUUCAACAUGGCUGCCACCGAGCCCGAGGACGCGUACCCGCUGGAGCGGAUACUGCCCAUGGUUGACAUGCAGGCCGUUGACGCCCGCCCGCUCGUCGACGAGGCCAAGUCGCUGAGCCAGGGCGCGCUGCCAUCCGACUGGGUUGAGCAGCUGCCGUCGGUCAUCGCCGAAUCGCUCACCAGCCUCUCCGCCGCCAAGUCGCCGUCGGACAAGCGCCGCAUGGCCGCCACCCUGACCAUGGCCACCGUGCUCAUCGAGCUCUCGCGCGCCCGCGCUUCGGCCGUCAACCAGAGAAAGCGCGUCAUCGAGCUAGUCAACGAAAAGGUUGCCCUCGACGUCCCAUCUGUUCUCGUUGAGCGCAUCCUCAAGGAGUUUCUCACCCACACCGUCCGCCCAGGCCGCGGCGACUCGGCCGCCAAGCCCGUCACACACUCCCGCCGCUCGCAGCGCGAUCAGCACAAGGCCAUGGCCUAUGUUAUUGUCCUCCUCCUCCACUACCACGGCUUCCUCCUCUCGCCCGUCAUCGUCCACAAGCUCCGCCUCGACCUCGGUAUCUCCAUCCAGCGCCUCCUGCAGCACGCCAAGACCCUCGGCUGCACCAUCAUCCGCAAGGGUAAGGCCGGCUCAGGCACCAAGCGUAAGCGCUCCGCAGACUCGGAAGUCGCUGCUAUCUCAGGUCCUGCCUACUCGAUCUCGCUCACCGUCCCGCUCGAGUUCCGCGACCUCGAGCGCCAGAAGAAGCGUGGGCCCGGUCAGGGCAAUUAAACCUUCCCCCCCCCCCCC
Thecamonas trahens ATCC 50062 is the source of this 1435-nucleotide messenger RNA. RefSeq lists its product as uncharacterized. Gene Ontology annotation, cellular component: RNA polymerase I complex. The transcript has 2 exons. Bases 17 to 1417 code for a protein of 466 amino acids. Gene Ontology annotation, molecular function: DNA binding. Gene Ontology annotation, biological process: RNA polymerase I preinitiation complex assembly; transcription elongation by RNA polymerase I; nucleolar large rRNA transcription by RNA polymerase I. The record is from RefSeq and is a predicted model, not a curated record. Lineage: Eukaryota; Apusomonadida; Apusomonadidae.